This is a messenger RNA of Rhagoletis pomonella (apple maggot), 2053 nucleotides long. RefSeq lists its product as uncharacterized. The record is from RefSeq and is a predicted model, not a curated record. Lineage: Eukaryota; Metazoa; Arthropoda; Insecta; Diptera; Tephritidae. Bases 471 to 1682 code for a protein of 403 amino acids. The transcript is spliced from 2 exons.
UCUUGCCGUGGCGAGGGGGCUUAAAUGGUGUCAUGGUAUAACUCACAGUGUGAAUUGUAUCAUGCCUCCAUGAACUAAGAGGGAAGCCUGGUAUUGAAGCCUUCGGCAAUAUUCCUUAACAAUCCAAGCUGGAGUGUUGUUUUUAUUGCUGAAGGUGGAAAUGGCAGGAUUACCGUACCAACACUACCCAAGCCAAGGUGUGUAGGCAACCGUGCCGAUGGAUGAAUGGCCAGCGGGUAGUAAAAAAUGGCUGGUCGCGUACGGUCCCCUCCGAUGCCCGGGCAAGGUCGGUUGUAAGAAGUGCAUUCUCUAUGCAUACCGGCUCUGCGGACGAGCGACUAACCCUUUCCGGACUACUCGUGGGACCACAUAUGGAACAAAAACAAACAAAAACAAACAAACAACAACAACAAACAAACCAACAACAGCAAUAGGAACAGCGUACCAGCGAAGAAGGGGACGACGUAACGAUGUCAGAGGAGGAGCAGCUCCUCAAAUCCCCAAGGUCAGGUAAGAUGGUUGCAAGUACUCCUGGUGGCGCCAGCCAUAGUACCCCAGUUGUACAAGAGCCAGAAACCAGCAGGGUGGAAGAUGCCAGACAAAGUAUCACCACUCUGCAAAUAGUCAAAAAUAGCACCGGUAGUGCCUGCCGUAGUACUCCUGACGAGCAGCCAACAACCAGCAAAUCGGCGGCCGUUGCAGGCAGCAACCCCGCCUCUAAGAAAAGAAAACCCUCGGGCGUGGUCAUGAGACAGAUGUACCAGAAGGCGCUGUAUAUGUUAAAUAAAAUUGACAAAAAUGCAGCGGCCGGUACGGUACAUGAGCGUGACGAGGAAGACAAGGCAAAAUACAGGCAAAUAGUGGAAGAGUACGAAAAGUUACAGACAGAUCGUGCAGCCACAAUCGAGGCCACCGAAGCGAAGAAGCGGAACCGCUCUCAUAACGAAGGCGGCCAAGGGGCCAUCGCAAAGAAGGCUAAGCAAGGUGGUGAUGCGGAGUCCGCAGCACCCGCGAAGCAUCGCUAUUUUAGUGACGUCGCCAGAGAUCAUCUACAGGCGGCGAUAAUAGAUGAAAACAGCAAGACACCGCUAGCAGUGCAGCAAAAAUGGGUGGAGAUUGAUGUGAGGCUAUCGAGCCUCGUAAUGAACCACGUACUCGACAACCCCGAAGGUCCUCACCCAGAGUUCGACUCGUCGGAAUCCCUACGGGGAUACCGGGUAGUCAAGUGCGCGAACCAGUUCUCCCUGGAUUUCCUUGCUGGAUGCGUCGCUAAGAUCAGCGACACUUUUGUCGGCUUGAAGCUCAAGCUGAUCCCAGCUAAGGACAUUCCAAGGAGACCACGUGCGCGCAUUUGGCUGCCUCCGAUGGAUGAACCAGGCGAAAAGUUGCUGCGGUGUCUUAAGCUACAUAACAAAGACAUACCGGCGAUCGAGGAAUGGGAACUUAUAAAAGUUGAAGAGCCAAGAAGGCCUACAAAUAAGCCCAUUCUACUAGCUAUUUGUGCAGAGUCACUAGACGCCUUAGAGAAGGCUGACUAUCGGCUCCGCUUCGGUAUCCGUAAGGCUAGAGUGCGGGUAUUCCUCGGAGAGGUUAGCCCGGUAGAAGAAGAUCCCGGGGUUGAUGGAGCUGGUGAGCUUCUCAUGGGUGUGAAGCUGACAGAUGACCCUGAACCAGAAACUUAAAGUAGCCCAAAUAAAUCUGCAGCACUCCAAAUGUGCUACAGAUAAUCUAGUUGUCCUUCUCAGUGAGGAGGAUAUAGACAUUAGCCUAAUUCAAGAGCCCUGGGUCAAGCACGAUACAAUCAUGGGACUAAAUAUAAAUAAUUAUAAACUCUACUAUAAGAGCGAGCACAUCAGAUACAACAAUGGUUAAGGUGGAGACCACCGGACAGCCAAGUAUACUCCUGGUCUCAUCAUACAUGGCCCACGAUAGGGACAGUCCGCCAACCGAAAUCCAGGAGAUAAUAGCCAAAAACCCCAGACAAAUUAUAGUCGUCGGCUGCGAUGCGAAUGCAAGGCAUCCAGUUUGGGGUAGUUCUACGGAGAACGACCGA